UGAUCGAGAAGCAGAACUAAAACCAACUUUGUAGUGAGGUUUUAGAAAGCAUGGGGUCUAAUAUGGCCUCUCUUAUAGUUACUCUUUUAGUGGUCACAGUCUCUUUAAGUUUCCCUUCACAAACCACAGCAAACUACCCAUACCACUCUCCUCCUCCUCCCAAGAAAUCACCACCUCCACCGGUGCAUCCUCCACCUUACCAUUACAAAUCACCACCCCCUCCUCCUCCAGUUUACUCUCCACCUCCUCCACCACCUUACAAGUACAAGUCUCCACCACCUCCACCACCUGUUUAUAAAUACAAAUCUCCUCCCCCACCACCAGUGCACUCUCCACCACCACCACACCACAAGAAACCAUACAAGUACAAGUCUCCUCCUCCACCACCUCCAGUGUACUCUCCUCCACCACCACACAAGAAGCCAUAUAAGUACAAGUCUCCUCCACCACCACCUUAUAAGUACAAGUCCCCUCCCCCACCACCACCAGUGUACUCUCCUCCUCCACCACCCAAGAAGCCAUACAAGUACAAGUCUCCUCCACCACCACCCUACUACAAGUACAAGUCCCCUCCCCCACCACCACCAGUUAAAGUCCCUCCCCCACCACCACCCUACAAGUACAAGUCCCCUCCCCCACCACCACCAGUGUACUCUCCUCCUCCACCACCCAAGAAGCCCUACAAGUACAAGUCUCCUCCUCCACCACCCUACAAGUACAAGUCCCCUCCCCCACCACCACCAGUGUACUCUCCUCCUCCACCACCCAAGAAGCCAUACAAGUAUAAGUCUCCUCCACCACCACCCUAUAAGUACAAGUCACCUCCACCACCACCUCCAGUUUACAAAUAUAAGUCUCCACCACCACCACCACCAGUCCACAAGCCACCUCCCCACUACUACUAUUCAUCUCCUCCUCCUCCUCCUCCUCACCACUACUAGAUUACGCGUUCCACAGCUUCAGGAAAGGGAUGUAAAAAAUAAAAAGAAGAGAUUCUCGAUCAACAGAGAGAUCUACAGUGAGGGACAAAAGCGAGCUUCCUUAUUUGAUGCAUGUAGUAUAUUUUAAUGCUUGUUUAGAAGAAGAGAAUAAAGGCGUGCAUGUAAUGUAAUGUAGGAUAUAUCAUUAUUAUUAUUCAAAGUGUUUAAUAAUUUCAUGUUUUGCUAUAAAGUUAGUUAUUGGAUCCGACCCAUUUGCGGCUCUGUCAACAGAAAGUGAUGUAGAUGUGCUUCGCUGCGUGCUUGUCAAAUGAAGGGUUAAUUAUAUUUUAUCGUGAGAAUAAAUACAGUAUUCAAAAUAUCUCA
Jatropha curcas is the source of this 1304-nucleotide messenger RNA. The record is from RefSeq and is a predicted model, not a curated record. Lineage: Eukaryota; Viridiplantae; Streptophyta; Magnoliopsida; Malpighiales; Euphorbiaceae.